Lactuca virosa is the source of this 2610-nucleotide messenger RNA. The record is from the annotation of a GenBank genome assembly. NCBI's taxonomy places the organism in Eukaryota, Viridiplantae, Streptophyta, Magnoliopsida, Asterales, Asteraceae.
AUGAUCAUAAGGGUUAUUAAAUGUGAAACCAUUAUCUCUGCGACAACUACAUCUAAUAUCUCAAUUGAUGUUAUAGGUGAAGUUGUUUCGUUAGGCAAGCUGGAUUCCCGUGAUGUUAGCAAAUCGAAACAUAGGCUAACUUUACAAAUCAGAAACUUAGAAGGUUUGCAAGUUAACGUCACAUUGUUUGCAGAUUUCGCAUACCAAGUGAUUUCUUAUCUUGAAGCUCAUAAACAAGUUGGUCGUGUGGUUAUUAUUUUGCACUUGGUUGGAUUACGAAGAAUUCAAAACCCUUCUUCUUCUUUGACUUUUGAUAGCUCUCAAUCAUACAAUGAAUAUGAAGACUUUUUGAAUAAUCACAAAGUUAAAAAUGUUGUCGAUUUGCUAGAACCACAAGAGGUCGGGAAAUUUAUCAUUGUUGGUACAAUUUACGGUAUACGACAAGAUAUUGAUUGGUAUUAUGAUGCGUGUUCAAACUGUGGAAAGAAAGUUGAUCGAAGAGAUGUUUUUAGCGGUCCAAAUAGUGGUGAUGCAAGUGUGGUUGUUGAAUGCUCUACUGAUAAGUGUAAAAAAAAGGAGAUUUCUUCAGCUCCAAGGUAUAAAAUACAUAUUCGUGUCCAAGAUGAUUCUGGCACAAUCACACUAACUCUGUUUGAUAGAGAUGCUUAUAGACUUGUCAAACAACGUGCAAGUGAGCUCAUAGAGAAAAUCAAACAGGUUGGGGAUAAUCCGAGAAUGUAUCCUUAUGACCUCAAAUGUCUGGCAGGUAAUUCUGGAAAUCCUGAUGAUACAGAAAUCGCAUCUCACGAAGCAUCUCACGAAACGAAGUCGUUGAAGGACGCCAUCUCACAGACCGGUGAUAAUUUGACGCCUUCCAUGCCCGACAAAUCAGAAGCUACAAGUCCCUUCAAGUUUAAUUCACCCCCAAAUGUAAAAAAACGAAACGUUGGAGAUACAAUUGAUGUUGAUGAAUAUGAUAAUGUCAAUUCGUCUACAAAAAUACCGCGCUUGAAUUCCAAGGUCGAUGGCAACACAGGAGUUGUCCAUCGAAGUAAAAACGUAUCCGCAUCUACAUCAAGUGCCAAUGUUUCAAAAAAAUCAAUGUUACCAAAUCAUCAUUCACAUUUAAAUGUUAGAACUCCUUUAUCUAACAUUUCCAAUGUCAUGGAUAUUUCCAAUAACAGUUUUCAAUCACCGUCAACAAACAUCAGCUUCGAUUCAAACGAAACAUUCAAAGGAGUGGUCAAUCGAAACAAAAACGUAUGCACAUCUAUGUCAAAUGGGAAAAUGUCAAAACAACCAAUGUUACAAACACCUUCAUAUUUAAAUUUUAGAACUCCGUUAUCUAACAUUUCCAAUGUCAUGGAUAUCUCCAAUAACAGUUUUCAAACACCGUUACCAAACAUCGGAAUGGAUUCAAACGACAAAAUCAACGGAGUUGUUCGUCGAAAUAAAAACAUAACCUCAUCUGAAUCAACUGUAAACAUGUCAAAACAAUCAAUUUUACAAAAUCCUCCUUCACAUUUAAAUGUUAGAACUCUGUUAUCUAACAUUUCCAAUGCGAUGGAUAUUUCAAAAAACAGUUUUCAAUCACCGUUACCAAAUAUUCGACAAUACUCUGUAAUUUCAAAUGGUGACACAUCAAACAACUCAUCUACAGUAACAAAGAGAUCAUCUUCAGUCAUGUCUACCAAUCCUAAUCGUAAUAAAAACAAAAAAAGGGCAAAUUUAUCUCCUAUUCCAAUAAUUGGUUUGACAUCCGAUCAAGACAACAAUGAUGGUCAAAGUAAUCAAAACAUAUACAACGGUAUAUCAAAAGAUUAUUUGGAUCAUGGUGAUCAGAAUGUUUUAUGCCAAACAUGUUUUGCAAAAUUAUGGAAAGAUGAAUCUAUCAAAUGUAGAAAAAAGGAUAAUGAAAAUUAUUCUCUAUGUUGUGGUUAUGGCAAAGUUGAACUUCCAGAGUUAAAGAAUGCACCUCCAAGUUAUGAAAUUCUUUUUAAAUCUGGAGAUUCUAAAAGCAAAUAUUUCAUGAAGAACAUUCGUUCGUACAAUUCUAUGUUUUCUUUUACGUCGAUGGGUGACAAAAUUGAUUCCUCAAUCAAUAGAGGCAAUGCUCCAUACAUUUUUAGACUUAGUGGUCAAAAUUAUCAUAGUAUCGGAAGCCUUUUACCAAAUCAGGGAUUUAAACCAAAAUUCUCUCAGUUGUACAUAUACGAUACUGAUAAUGAAAUCGCAAAUAGACGAACAUGCUUGGGUGGAGAAAAUCAACGAUCUACAUCAAAUUCUUCUAUCCUUGAUGAUGAUAUUAUACAAGAUUUGAAAUUGAUGUUAGAUUCAAAUAAUGUCUUGGUUCAAUCUUAUAGGAUGGUUAGAGAUUGUUUUAAUGAAAAUCCUUGUGCUGAUAUCAAGUUGAGAAUUAUUGGAAGAAGGGACCAAGAUGGAAGGACAUACAACCUACCGUCUGCUUCUGAGGUAGCAGCUUUGAUUGUUGGAGAUAUUGGUGAUUCAAUUGAUAAUAGAGAUAUUGUUGUUCAAACUUCAUCUGAGUUGACAUACCACAUCGAGGUAUUACAUCUUCAAGCAACAGCAAGCGGCCCAACUGUACAAUGA